Molecule: messenger RNA, 4261 nt
Organism: Dromaius novaehollandiae (emu)
Lineage: Eukaryota; Metazoa; Chordata; Aves; Casuariiformes; Dromaiidae
Gene: SCARA3
Product: scavenger receptor class A member 3
Exons: 5
Coding region: 135-1979 (614 amino acids)
Source: RefSeq, a predicted model, not a curated record
CCCUCGCUCGCUCCCUCCCCGCCGGCUCGGAGCGCAGCGAGCGCGGGGUCGGCGCCGGGGCCGGGGCCGGCGCGGCCCGGGGGGGGGGCGCGGGGGGGGGCGCGGGCCGGUGCUCGGCGCUGCAGCUGCGGGCGAUGAGAGGAGACGAGCCGGCCGGCGGCGAGGAAGAGGAGAUGCCGUCCUCCGGAGGCCCGGCGCACGGUAAGGGCCGAGGCCCCCCCGGCGGUGCCCCGCGGCCCCCCCGGCGCCUGCGGCACGCGCCCCAUCCUUCCCUCCGGCCCCCAGGCAGGAGCCGGGCCGGCUGCAGCCGCUGCCGCAGGAACCUCUCGCUCCGGACGGCCGUCAGGGUGCUGUACGCCUUCUGCGGCCUCCUCGUCGUCGCCGUGACCGUGCUGGCGUCCGUGGUGUUCAGGAAAGUCGACUCCGUCUCCAGCGACAUCAGCUCGGCCCAGAGUUUCUACGAGGAGAAGAUCUCGGCGCUCCAGGAGGACCUCCACGAGCUGGAUCAGAAGGCCUCGGGGAACUGCUCCCUCUGCCACGAGACGGGGCAGCUGGGGCAGGAGAUCGCCAAGCUGCAGGGCGAGCUGGAGGAGAUCCAGAAGAUGCUCCUGGUUCAGGAAAUCCUGCUCGACCGGACCUCCCAGAGCCACGACCUGCUCUCCUCCGUCAGCAAGAAGCUUACCAGCGAGGUGGACAACUGCUCCGUCUCCGUCCGGCUGGUCAACCAGAGCUUGGGGCAGCUCCUCGCCCAGGUCGGGGGCUGGCAAGCGGUCACCUCCGAGCUGGACGGCUCGCUCAAGGGGCUGGUGCGGGAGCGCUACGACGUCGGGGCAGCCAUGCAGCAGAUGAACUUCACCCUGGGGCAGACCUCCGACUGGAUCCGCGUCAUCCAGCGGAAGACGGACGAGGAGACGCUGACGCUGCAGAAGAUCGUGACCGAGUGGCAGAACUACACCCGCGUCUUCAGCGGGCUGCGGGCCACGUCCUCCAAGACCGGCGAGCUGGUCAAGAGCAUCCAAGGCAGCGUUGGCUCUGCGGCCCAGCAGGUCAGCCAGAACUCGGAGAGCAUGCACGACCUGGUGCUGCAGGUGAUGGGGCUCCAGCUGCAGCUGGACAACAUCUCCUCCUUCCUGGACGACCACGAGGAGAACGUGAACGACCUGCGCUACCACGCCAGGUACGCGCAGAACCGCACGGCCGAGCGCUUCGAGACCCUGGAAGGCCGCAUGGCCUCCCACGAGAUCGAGAUCGGCACCAUCUUCGCCAACAUCAACGCCACCGACAGCCACGUGCACAGCAUGCUGCGGUACCUGGACGACGUGCGGCUCUCCUGCACGCUGGGCUUCCACGCCCACGCCGAGGAGCUCCACUACCUGAACAGGUCCCUCGGCCUGGCCCAGGGCACCACGGACCUGCUGCGGGAGCGCUUCAGCCUGCUCAGCGCCCGCCUGGACUUCGACGUCCGCAACCUCUCCAUGGUCAUGGAGGAGAUGAAAGUGGUGGACGUGCGGCACGGGGAGAUGCUGAGAAACAUCACCGUCUUACGAGGUGUCCCGGGCCUCCCGGGCCCCCGUGGUCCCAAAGGCGACGCGGGCGUCCAGGGCCCCGGCGGCGGCGAGGGCGAGAAGGGCGACGCGGGCGACCCGGGCUCGCCGGGACCCCCGGGUGCCCCCGGCCCCCCCGGCGCCGACGGCCCCCCGGGCGAGCGGGGCCCCCCCGGCGCCACAGGCUUCCCCGGCCUCAAGGGCGCUAAGGGCAGCUUGGGGCAUCCCGGCUCCCGGGGGCCGGCGGGACCCGCCGGAGAUCCGGGUGCUCCGGGCCCGGCCGGUGCUCCGGGCCCGACGGGAGCCGCCGGCCCGCAGGGCAAACCGGGAAUCCCGGGCAAGCCCGGCGCUCCGGGCAGGAUGGGGCCGGCGGGGCCCAAGGGUGACCCCGGCAUCCCCGGCCCCCCCGGUCCCCCGGGCCCAGCGGGACAGUGAUGCCACCGGCGCGGGGGGGGGACGCAGGGGCUGGUCCCCCGCUGGCGGGGGGGGCUGCGGGCUCCGGCACCGGGUUGUUUUUCCCGGCCGAGGGCAGGGCGGAGGCGGCUGGCAGCCGGCCCGGCACCGCGCGCCAGCUCUGCCCCGGCGCUGCCCCCGGGGCCAAGAGCAACACGGCCCCGCCGGCAGCGCGGGGGGGGGCAACGGCCGCGCGCACACGUGUGUGCACACGGAGCUGCUCCGCUGUAGGGCGUGCGCACGCACACGUGUGUGCACACGCGUCCGUGCACAGAGCUGCUCGGCUGGGCACUGGCACCGGGACAUGCACGCGCACACGUGUGCGCACACGUGUGCACGCAGAGCUGCUUAGCUGUCGGACAUGCACACGGAUGCACACACGCAUGCACACGCAGAGCUGCUUAGCUGUGCACUGGCACCAGGGCAUGCACACGCACAUGCGUGUGCACGUGUGCACACACAAAACUGCUUAGCUGUAGGGCGUGCACACGCACACGGAUGCACACACGCAUGCACACGCAGAGCUGCUCAGCUGUGCACUGGCACCGGGGCAUGCACACGUGUGUGCACACAUGUGCACACGCAAAGCUGCAAGAUGUGCACACGCACACACGCAUGCACACACACAGCUGCUUAGCUGUAGGACACGCACACGCACACACACAGAGCUGCUUAGCUGUGCACUGGCACCAGGACAUGCAUACACACACGUGUGUGCGCACAUGUGCACACGCAAAGCUGCUUAACUGUAGAAUGAGCACACGCACACACGCAUGCACACACACAGCUGCUCAGCUGUGCACUAGCACCGGGGCAUGCACACACGUGUGCACACGCAGAGCUGCUCAGCUGUGCACUGGCACCGGGGCAUGCACACACGUAUGCACACGCAGAGCUGCUUAGCUGUAGGGCGUGCACACACACACGGAUGCACGCAUGUAUGCACACACGCAUGCACAUGCAGACCUGCUUAAUUGUGCACUGGCAGCAGGGCAGGCACAUGCACAUGUGUGUGCACACACGUGCACACACAGAGCUCAGCUGUGCACUGGCACUAGGGCAUGCACACACACGUGUGCACACACAUGCACACACAGAGCUGCUUAGCUGUAGGGCACGCACACGCACAUGUGUGCAAACGUGUGCACAUGCAGAGCUGCUUAGCUGUAGCACAUGCACAUGCGUGCAAACACGUGUGCACACACAGAGCUGCUUAGCUGUAGGGCAUGCACACGCGUGCACACACACGCACACACCAAGCUUAGCUGUGCACUGGCACUGGAGCAUGCACACACACACGGAUGCACACACGUGUGCACACCAAGCUUAGCCGUGCGCUGGCACCGGGGUGUGCACACACACACGGAUGCACACACGUGUGCGCACACCCAGCUUAGCCGUGCGCUGGCACGCGGAUGCACACUCCUCAUCCGCACAGCCGCUCCCCUCGACACGCGCAUCCGUGCGCGGUCAGCCCCGGCGCACACCCGCGCGUGGCCGUGCAUGCACACGCGUGCACACGCACGCGAGCACGCACACGCACGUGCCCCCAGUGCCGCCGGCGCGGGGCAGGACCCCGUCGCCCUCGCGCGCCCGGCCCCGCGGCUUGUUGCUGUUGGCAGAGCCGCUUCCUGUUUUCGGCUCGGCGGCCUCGUUGCUCAACGGCGGCCGUGGGGCGGCUUGCGAAAGCUCUGCCCCGCCGUCGCUCUGCGUCACGCAGGAUGGGGCCGGGGGGGGACGCGCGGCGCUGAGCAGAGGCCCGACAACUCGUUACACUGAUGGCGCCUGAGCGGGCGCCAAGCACAACACUUUGGGACGCGACGAGCGCUGAGGUCGGCGGCCUCGGCAGACGCCCUGCGCCCCGUGAAAGGGCCCAUUGACUGUGGCGAGGAGGAGGAGGAGGAGGAAGAGGCCCUUCAGCGCCGUCCCCGGGCUGCAUCCCCUCCCGCGGGCCGGGGGGACCAGGCCGUGCCUCAGUUUCCCCCCUGCCUGCAGCCAGGCCCUGGCGGGGGGCCCAGCGCCGGCCCCCUCCCGGCAGCCCUUGUCCUGUGCUUCCAUGUAGCAGCUGCGGGGCCGGAGCCGGGGAGCAGCCCCAGGGGCAGCAGCAGGACACCAAGCUCAUCCACCAUCAUCAUCCUCCUCGCAGCGAAGCACCGGGGCCCUGCGGGCAGGCCGGGCCCCCCGCAGCGGCCUCAUGGCGAUUCUCCAAUGAGGCUGUUAAAAUCUCAGUUACACCAAUAAUAAAUUUUUGGCUUUGCCUAUAA